AUACCUAAAGUAAAAUGGGUAGACCAAGUAGAACAACAGCCGGAGCAUACUAUGAGUUUACUUUUAGCGUGGCCUUUGCUAUGACACGAGUCUCAAAGCAGAGCUAAGCUACUAGCACAACUGAUGUUGCUAGCUAAGCUCAGCUAACGUUAGACUAAAGAUGCAGGCGACAGAAACGAGAUGUUGAACUGCUCGGUACUUCCGUUUUCACGUUGGCUGUCGGCCCGGCAGAAGUCCGCUUCUGGUUUGGCCAGUAGUCAACAAGAGUUUGGUCCAUUUUAUUUGUUUUAUUUUGAUAUUUGAUAAUCGCCGUAUUAAAUCUAUUUGCAGCAACAUCAGUGGCGUGUUUCCUUGAGGUUUAACGUGCCGUUCGCUGAACAAUUAACACCAUUAGCUAGCGUAGGGACAUCGUUUUGCAGUAGCUGACGUUAGCUGUGGUUAGUUCACGUUUACUGUUUAUGCAGCACGACACCGCGUGAUUCCCUCUCACGCCGCACAGCUCAUCCACUGCCCGAGCAAAGAUGAAGAGAGCCAGGGGCAGCAGUGACGAGGAGGGUCCCCGGCAGAACGGCCCUGCCGGCCGCAGGAGGGGAGACCAACAGCAAAGCAAUGGGGGCGACGACGACUCUGCCCUCGGCCCGGCUGACCUGCAAGACGACGACAAUGACCCGGGCCUCAGGAGAGAGAUACGGAGCAAGUACAGAGACCUCAUCAACUCGGUGCAACAGAACAGAGAAGACAUGCUGAGUCCUGCCAACAACAAACUCACAGAAGUUUUAGAACAGGCAAACAAGCUUUUUAAAGAUGUUCGGCAGGCGAGGGAAGCAGCUCUGGAUGCCCAGCUCCUUGUUGUGGCCACAGACCUGGGAAAGGAGAAAGCCAGCCAACUGUUUGCUGAGGGCACCGCUUUCGAUCCCGCCACUUUUGCUGAGCAUCUUUUGUCCUUCAUGGGUCUCAACCGACUAGAAGACGGGGAGGAAGAGCAGAAUGGAGGUGCGGUUGAUGGCUACCUGCCCCAGGACGCCUGGCACAGAGUGGCCAGGAGAGCAGAGUGCUGUUUCAGGACAGCACCCUCCUUCCAUUACAUGAUGGGCUCAUUCCAUGCGGAGCCGCCUCCUCCAAAGCAAAGGAUAGAACGGCAAAGGAAAGAAUCCAGCAAGGAAGCCAAAAGGAUAAUGCCCACUCAGCUGAAGAAAAUGGAACAGUCCCAUCAAGAAGCAACGGAGAAAGAGGUGGAAAGGAUCCUAGGAUACCUGAAGAGUUAUUACCAAGAUGAUCCAACAUCACCAAUAUCGUAUUACGAGUUUGUCAUCGACCCCAACUCGUUUUCCCGGACAGUAGAGAACAUUUUCCACACGUCUUUUCUAAUCAGGGAUGGUUUGGCACGGAUGUAUCUGGAUAAUGCCAAAUUGCCUUAUAUAGCCCCUGUAGAGGAGGGGGAGGUGGAAGCUGGAGGAUCAUACAGCCGGAAACAGUGCAUCAUCUCUAUCAGCCCAAAGAUGUGGAAGGAGCUCAUAGAUGCCUUCGACAUCAGAGACACAAUGAUUCAGCCUCCAAACACAGAGAAUGAGUGAGGGACGACGCCACUUUUCCUAAGCUGGAAUCAAAAUUGUUUUUAGGUGUGCUGCUUUUUCUUUUUUCUUUUUUUCUUUUUUUUUUGUGGAAAUUUCUAAAUAUAAAAGACAAAUAUUUAGAAAUUUGCAAAGGCAAAUUUUCAAUGUAGAUUAUACACUUUGUUU
Messenger RNA from Xiphias gladius (swordfish), 1739 nucleotides. It is a transcript of the gene nsmce4a, whose product is annotated as NSE4 homolog A, SMC5-SMC6 complex component. Gene Ontology annotation, cellular component: nucleus; Smc5-Smc6 complex. Lineage: Eukaryota; Metazoa; Chordata; Actinopteri; Istiophoriformes; Xiphiidae. The transcript has 11 exons. The coding region runs from base 522 to 1574 and encodes 350 amino acids. The record is from RefSeq and is a predicted model, not a curated record. Gene Ontology annotation, biological process: DNA repair.